Molecule: messenger RNA, 603 nt
Organism: Ixodes scapularis (black-legged tick)
Lineage: Eukaryota; Metazoa; Arthropoda; Arachnida; Ixodida; Ixodidae
Exons: 2
Coding region: 1-603 (200 amino acids)
Source: RefSeq, a predicted model, not a curated record
AUGGGGCUGAGGCACAAGAAUGUGGACGAGAUUGAAUCUGGUCGAGGCAUAUGCAAGGGUCAUUACCAAGGCCUUUCCACGCUACGUGCUGAGGUGGAGGCCACAGUGACCAGGGCCGCCCACGCCGCUCGUCAGGUCUCUGACCUUGAGGCCCGUGUGGACGACACUGAAAACCGAUCCCGACGAAAGAAUCUAAUAUUUUAUGGUGUGCCCGAUCCCUCACCUACAGAGACUUUUGCCCAGUCCAAACAAAGAAUCAUCCGCCUUUCCUCUGAACGUUUUGAUGUAACAUUAGACUCGAAAGAAAUAGAACGUGCCCACCGCCUCGGGCGUCUUUCGGUCGAGCGUCCACGACCAAUAAUAAUGAACUUCUCCUUUUUCAAAACUAAAGAAACCAUCCUUUCGAAUGGCCGUAAACUAAAAGGUACUAACUUCGGCAUGGGCGAAGAUUUUUCCCGCUCAGUUCGCAACGCACGGAAGCACCUCCUUGCCUUUGCUAGAAGCAAAUCUGCUCCCUUUUCUUUGCGCUACAAAACACUGCUCAUCGGCUCAAAACGUUACGUUUUCGAUGAAUCAUGCCAGUCAGUCAAAGAAAUCUCAUAG